AUGGCUCCAUCAUCUGAUAAGAAGGAUAAAGUGUCGUCUGAUCCUAGAUUUGCAAAUAUCCAAAACGAUCCAAAAUUUAGGAAAACCAAGCUUUCUAAAUUUAAAAUUAAACUUGAUGAUCGUUUUAGUAAAGAAGAUUUGAACCUAUCCCACAAAAAGGGAAAAAGAUUUGACAAAUACGGUAGAAGAAUCGAGGACGAUAAUUUAGUUGAAAAGAAAGAUUUUGAUAAAUACUUUGAAAAAGAUGAUGACAAGCGUGAUGACGAUAGUGAAAAAAUUGGAGAUCAAAUUAAUACUGUUGAUAGAGCUCGUGGUGAGGUGCCCUCUGACUACAUGUCUUCAUCAGAUGAAGUAUCAUCUUCAGAAAGUGACGAUGAUGCUGAUAGUUUUAUGGAUGAUGAUGAUGAUGAUGAAUCCGAGAUAGAACUAGAGGAAAGCAAACCAGAUGAAUGUGAACCAACAAAAACAAUUGCAUGUGUCAAUAUGGAUUGGGAUCAUAUUAGAGCAGCAGAUUUAAUGAUCACUUUCAACUCAUUUGUUCCUAAAGGUGGUAAAAUUAUAAAAGUAGUUAUUUAUCCAAGUGAGUUUGGUAGAGAAAGGAUGCAAAGAGAAGAAGUUGAGGGUCCACCAAGGGAACUAUUUAAAAAAAAAAAAAAUCAUUCAAAGAAAGACCGGGAAGAUAAUGAAGACAUCGACAUUAAAGACUUGUAUGAUGAAGGGGAUGCAGAUGAAGAUUAUGAUAUUAAAACUUUACGUCGUUAUCAAUUAGAAAGACUGCGUUAUUACUAUGCAAUUGUUUAUUGCAACAAUGUUGCCACCGCCAAAGCUAUAUGUGACAAUUGCGAUCAUACAGAAUAUGAGGCCAGUUCCAAUAUGUUUGACCUAAGGUAUGUUCCAGAUGAUAUGGUAUUUGACAAUGACACUGCAAAAGAUGAAUGUAGUGAGAUUACAAAAAACUAUAAACCUUUGGACUUUACAACUGAUGCUUUGCAACACUCGAAAGUUAAGCUAACAUGGGAUGAAACACCAGCAGCAAGGGUUGAAUUGGCUAAAAGAGCAUUUACUCAGAGGGAAAUUGAAGAUAUGGAUUUUAAAGCUUAUUUGGCUUCUGAUACAGAUAGCAGCGAUGGAGAAUCAACUAAGAUUGAUGAAGAAGCCAAAAACAAGUUGAAAAGUUUGGUUUCGUCCGUUGCUAAAGUUGGGGACAAAAAUAUAUUUGAAAAUAAAAACAACAAAGACUCUGAAAAAGAUGACGACGUUGACAUGGAAAUCACCUUUGAGCCCGCAUUAGGUGGUGAAGCAAAUAAUAAUGGUGAUAAAAAGGAAAAAGAUGUUGAUCAUGAAGAAGAAGAGGAAAGUACCAUUGAGAAAUUCAAACGUAGAGAAAAGGAGCGUCGUAAACUUAGAAAAAACAAAAUUAAGGAAUUGAAAAAACAGGAUCAUGAAAAGAAGAAAUCACUUCUUAAAACAAAAGAUGAGGUUUCAGAUGAUAAUCAGCAAAAGAAGAACGCUGCUGAAUUAGAGUUAUUGAUGUUGGAGGCUAAUGAUACGAUCGACAAAAACCCCAAUAAAAAGGCGCAUUUCCAUAUGAAUGAAAUUAUUAAGAGCGAAAAGGAAAAGGGUAAAAAAUCAAAAUACCAAAAGAAAGAUAAAAUAAUUGAAGACGAUUUCAAACCAGAUUUGAAUGAUCCUAGAUUUAAGGAAAUUUUUGAAGAUCAUGAUUUUGCCAUUGAUCCAACACAACCUGAGUUCAAAGGAACUAAAGCCAUGAAAACUAUUUUAGAAGAACGCUCUAAUCGUACUAAUAAAAAUACGAGCAAAAAUAAGAAAAAUUCCAUGAAAAAUAGUUCUAAAAAUUAUAAAAUGAAAGUCAAUGGUGAUAAUAAAGAUAAACCCAAGGAUUAUAAAAAUAGGAAUAAAAAAAGAAAAAUUAAUGAAUCUAGUAGUGGUUUGACUGAUUUGGUUAAUAAAGUUAAACAAAAAUAUCAAAAGAAAUAG
This is a messenger RNA of Saccharomycodes ludwigii, 1998 nucleotides long. RefSeq names its product pre-rRNA-processing protein ESF1 (gene ESF1). Lineage: Eukaryota; Fungi; Ascomycota; Saccharomycetes; Saccharomycodales; Saccharomycodaceae. The record is from RefSeq and is a predicted model, not a curated record. Gene Ontology annotation, cellular component: nucleus. The transcript has a single exon. Gene Ontology annotation, biological process: rRNA processing. Gene Ontology annotation, molecular function: RNA binding. The coding region runs from base 1 to 1998 and encodes 665 amino acids.